Messenger RNA from Nicotiana attenuata, 1122 nucleotides. RefSeq names its product serine/threonine-protein kinase At3g07070-like. The transcript has 5 exons. The coding region runs from base 1 to 1122 and encodes 373 amino acids. Gene Ontology annotation, molecular function: protein kinase activity; ATP binding. Gene Ontology annotation, biological process: protein phosphorylation. NCBI's taxonomy places the organism in Eukaryota, Viridiplantae, Streptophyta, Magnoliopsida, Solanales, Solanaceae. The record is from RefSeq and is a predicted model, not a curated record.
AUGGUGUUUGAGCCAAUUUAUGAAGCCACACACCAAAAGACAUCUUAUAAAGAUGAAGGCAACAACAAUAUUGCAGCUCAAACUUUCACAUUCAGAGAAUUAGCAACAGCCACAAAGAAUUUCCGCCAACAAUGUCUUAUAGGUGAAGGUGGAUUUGGGCGUGUUUACAAGGGCCACCUUGACAAAACUGGUCAGGUUGUAGCAGUGAAACAACUUGAUCGCAAUGGAUUGCAAGGAAACAAAGAAUUCCUUGUGGAGGUGUUGAUGUUGAGUCUAUUGCACCAUUCAAAUCUUGUAAAUUUAAUUGGAUAUUGUGCUGAUGGAGAUCAAAGACUUUUGGUGUAUGAAUACAUGCCUUAUCUUUCACCAGGUCAAUCUCCUCUAGAUUGGUUUACAAGGAUGAAAAUAGCAUUAGAUGCAGCAAAAGGUUUAGAAUAUUUACAUGAUAAAGCCAAUCCACCAGUCAUUUACAGAGACUUGAAAUCCUCAAACAUUUUGCUAGAUAAAGAGUACAAUGCAAAACUCUCAGAUUUUGGAUUAGCAAAACUUGGACCUGUGGGAGAUAAUACACAUGUUUCUUCUAGAGUUAUGGGAACUUAUGGUUAUUGUGCUCCUGAAUACCAAAGGACAGGCCAAUUAACUGUAAAAUCUGAUGUUUAUAGUUUUGGUGUUGUUUUAUUGGAGUUAAUUACUGGAAAAAGAGCAGUUGAUAUUACAAAGGAUGGCCAUGAGCAGAAUUUAAUUACUUGGGCUGAACCCAUAUUAAAAGACACAAGUAGAUACAUAGAACUAGCUGAUCCACUUCUUGAAGAUGACUUCCCAAAGAAAAAUUUCAAUCAAGCAGUUGCUGUUGCUGCUAUGUGUUUACAAGAUGAUGCAGCAGUUCGUCCAUUGAUUAGUGAUGUUGUCACUGCUCUUAGUUUCCUUGGUCAAGAACCCUACAAUAAUAUUGGAUUAAUUGGUUCAUCGCCAAUAAAUAACAACACUACUCAGAAAUCACAAGUUCCAUUUGAUGAAAAUCAUAAAGAAGAAGAAGAAAUAUCUGUAGUAGAAAGACAAAGAUCAGUUGCUGAAGCUAUAGAAUGGGGUUCAAAUUCAAGAAACACUAUGCAAGAUCACUAG